AUAAUACUGUCAGAUCAGUAGUUCAAAUGUUAUAACACAUGUUUACGUCCUUAGUGUAGAAUUAUCUAUUUAAAAAAAUGUUUUUAAAUCGAUUGCGCCGGGAAUUCCCCAGGAGUAUUCGUAAAUACUACACGGUCAAUUCUAAUGCCGUAAACAAACAGCAGGAUGUUAUUGCCAAAGAUAUUCAGAUGCAAAUUAAAGCCACAGGACCAAUUACAGUUGCAGAAUACAUGAAGAAAGUUCUCAUACAUCCAAUGGGUGGUUAUUACAUGCACAAAGAUGUGUUUGGAGCUGGUGGAGAUUUCGUAACUUCCCCUGAGUUGGGUCAAGUGUUUGGGGAGAUGGUGGCGGUGUGGUUACUAAAUGAGUGGUCAAAAGUUGGCUCCCCAAAACCAUUUCAAAUUGUUGAGUUAGGACCAGGAAGAGGAAGCCUCUGUCAAGAUGUACUGAGAGUUUUCGAUCAUUUCGGCGCUUUGAAGUCGGCGAGUGUAAGUUUAGUGGAAAUGAGUCCGUUUUUGAGUGAUACUCAAGCGAGACGACUGUGUUUAAAUUCGAAUGCAAUUCAUGAUCAGCAACAGCCGUUCUAUCGAGAAGGUGUCACGUUACAAGGAGCUCCCAUAAAAUGGUAUCGGAAUAUACAGGAUGUUCCAAAAAUGUUCACUUUACUUGUAGCUCAUGAGUUCUUUGACGCUUUACCGAUUCACAAAUUUCAAAAAACCGAUAAAGGAUUUAGAGAAAUCUUAAUCGAUAUAAAUCGUGAGAAGGAUUUGGAAUUUAGAUACAUUAUAGCUAGAGACGAGACUCCGGCUUCGAAAUUAUUCGCAGAUGCUUCUGAUACCAGAGAACAUAUCGAGGUGAGCCCGGAGAGUUUGGUAUUGGUUAAAGAUUUGGCCUCGCGUUUCGAGGAAGACGGAGGUAUGGGAUUGAUUGCGGAUUACGGUCACGAUGGCACUGGAACAGAUACUUUCCGAGCGUUCAAAAAACACCAACUUCACGAUCCGCUGGUAGAUGCAGGCAAUGCUGAUUUGACAGCGGAUGUUGACUUUUCAGCUCUCAGAAAGGCCGCCACGGAGGAAGGCAAAGUGUUGGCGUUUGGACCAAUAACGCAAAAUAAAUUCUUGCUGAAUAUGGGAAUCGAGCACAGGGUUAAGAAGUUGGAAGAGAACUUGGACGAAGAACAAAAAAAAAUUCUAUGGUCCUCGUUCCAUAUGAUGACCGAUCAGGAUAAAAUGGGCUCGAGGUUUAAGUUUUUAUCGUUACUACCGGCAGUUUUGGACGAAUUACUCAAGAAAGCCCCAGUCGCUGGUUUCAAUUGAUUUGUAAAUAAAUUAUUUAUUCAUCGAACGAAAUAAAAAUGUAGUUGUACAUAUAUUAUUCGUUGCGUAACAGUGGACAUAGAUUUUAUGAAUUGCACCAAUGCCAGGAUUUGCUGUUUAAGUGCAACCUCUCAGUUCACUUCAUGCACUUGCCCUAUUCGAAGCAAUAAUCGAUAGAGUACAGACUCUCGUAAAUCAGUUUGUAUCAACAAACUUUUGUAAUAAAAUCGUGCAUAAUAAAAAUACAUUUUUAUUUCGAUCAAACACUUGUGUGUAUCUACAUAAUAAACGAUAUAAAGUCUGAGAAAAUUUGUACGUAGACUGGUUUAUAAAUAAAUGAAAUGUCGGUGAUGUGAAAGUACAAUUAAAAUAGUGUCUCCCAGGAAGACUUUUUGGACGUCGUCCAAAGAGUUUCAGAACAAAACACAUAGACGACAUAUAAAUGGGAUGGAGACGGCACAACAAAAAUAAGCUAGUAUCUUGUUUUCCUUUUUAUUAUUCAUUCGCUUACUCCUUUUUCUACCAGUUUAUACCACUUGUUGACCACUUCGCACUACAGAAUGGGCAUUUCCAGGAGAAAACGUUUCUGUGAUUUUGAUUAAUCGGUAAAUACAGAAAAAAAAAAAGACUUACUUUAUUGCAAUAAUAACUGAUUCAUCUCACAUGGUUUUGGAUGGAAAUCUGUAUGGACUUUCCAAAUUAAUGUGCGAGGAGAGUUUAUCAACGGCCGCAUGACGAAUUCCGUUCAGUUUUGAAGUGGCCGCGAAACAGCUAUGUUCGCUGCGUGGAUCCAACAAACGAGACGCGAUCGCUGUUGAACAUUUUCUACUACAACUACUACAAUUAUUGUUAUUCAUCAAAAUUUAAAAUUUACACUGUGACUUCAAAGAUGUAACAGCACCUCGCUCCACGCUCAUGACAAAUAACAAAAUUUGCUGUCCCUGUGAUCCACUAUUCAAAAAAAUAUUGAAGAUGAACGAUUUUCUAAACAAUGUUUCAUUCAUUUUUAUAGUACAUUGCUAUCGGUUCUCCAAAGUGUAGUUAAAUAGAUGAAUGCCUAUGUUUGUGCAAAGUAAGUUUAUGAUAAGCCAAUGUUCUAGAAGACUUACUUGUAUGUUUACUUAAUGGAUGAAUGUAAAUUAAAUCCGUUUUGACGAUAGCAGAGAACUUUUCACAUAAUCGCACGCACAAUCGACGUUUCUAUAUAUUUAUUGUUAUUAUUAUUAUUUUUUUGUCUCGACGCAAAUUCGAUUAAAAUGAGAGUGGAGACUGGUCGAGAAUUUGGAAGAACAAUUAGUGUAACCAAUUAGAGCCAUGAGGUAAAUGCAAAAAGACAAUAAGAGAACGCAGCGGGGAUUCGUGUAUGUGAGUGAUUGUGCUGUGUUUUUUAUUAAUUCAUAACUUAUUACGAGUGAGAGUUCCAAAUCUUCGAGUUUCGUUUAAUUCUUUCUUCCCAAGAGUUUUUGUACUGAAGU
This is a messenger RNA of Nicrophorus vespilloides, 2791 nucleotides long. Its product is annotated as NADH dehydrogenase [ubiquinone] complex I, assembly factor 7 homolog. Bases 78 to 1316 code for a protein of 412 amino acids. Gene Ontology annotation, molecular function: protein-arginine omega-N symmetric methyltransferase activity. Gene Ontology annotation, biological process: mitochondrial respiratory chain complex I assembly. NCBI's taxonomy places the organism in Eukaryota, Metazoa, Arthropoda, Insecta, Coleoptera, Silphidae. Gene Ontology annotation, cellular component: mitochondrion. The transcript is spliced from 6 exons. The record is from RefSeq and is a predicted model, not a curated record.